AUCAAAUUGUAACGCCAUAUUUGAAGGACAGUGCAAUUGUUUCAAGAUGACAUUGCUCGAAUUGACCGCGCAAGUCGUCGGGCAAUCUUGCGACGUCGAGGACAUCCUGUCAUGCAUCCCGUUCCUCUCCAAGGAAGCUUCCACGCGAAUAUGGCGCCACAUGAAGCCGGCUCGCUUGAGGGACCUGGAGAUCCUCGUUAUGAACGCGGCGCCAGAUACUGCGGUGCUGGACGAGUUCGAGCAGCAAUGGGAAGCAUGGACAGUCGCCGACGCGAGUGUCGUGUUCGACGGCCACGAGUCUAGCCGGUACUUUGGCAAUGAGGGUGUGUUCAUUGGUAGCUCGAGUUUGGUGCCGCCGAGACCGUUCCGCGCGUUGUACUGGGAGCGGGUGUUCCGGGUCAUGUUGGCCACGACGACCACCACCACCACCACCACGCCGAUGCAUCUCUUUCAGAACGUCGUGUACGAAGUCAAGGUUCGCGGAAACGAACUCACGACCGACAGUGUCGGCCACUUGCUGACCCUCACGACCCUUCAUCGCGUCGAAAUCCACCAUCUCGUCGAAUCAUCUUCAUUUUGGACACACGCGAGUUCCCUCGUCCAGCACAGCUCGACCCUGCGCGAGUUGUGCAUCCUCCACAGCAAACUCUCGUCUCUCCAGCCGCUUCUCGCCGCUUUGCGCGCCAGGAAACAUCCCAUUCUGUCCAUGCUCGAGUUUGUGUCUGUCACUUUGCGGGGGUCGGCAUUCACGGACCUCGUGACUCUCGUCGGCGCCCAUGUCGUGCGCGGCAUGCGCCUGACCAACUCGAUCCCGGAGGACGCCGCGUCCAUCUUCGUGCCGGCGGUCACCUCCCUCGACACAGUGCUCGUCCAGCACCACGACUUGAACGACUUGGAUAUGCCGCCUUUCUGCCGCACAACUCGCCUUUCUCUCGGCAGCAACGCCCUCUCCAGCGUGUCCUUUCUCUCUCGAUGCGUGCAUCUCGUGGAGUUGGAUGUGUCCCACAACGACUUGGGCGAUGCCGGCAUCUCCACCUUGGCAACCUCGUGCUUACCGCAAAUGCCAAAACUGACCAAGUUGUUUGUGUUCAACUGCCACUUCUCCGCCGCGGGCGCCGCCGCCCUCUUCACGUCCGUCGCAUCACCCGCUUCCUCCAUCCAAGUGCUCAAUGCAGGCCGCAACUACCUUGGUCCCGCCGCCCAACUCGCCGUCCUCGCGCCCUUCCUCUCUUCCCCGUCCUCAGUUACAUCUCUCCACCUCAACUACAUUGGUCUCGGCAGCGCCAUCUCGCCCACUUUUUGUAUGGCACUCCAAUCGUUUAGUCAACUCACUCAGCUAUCAUUGGGCGAGAACCGCCUGCGAGACCAAGGCGCCGCUUCCAUAUUCGCCUCUCUGCCGUUUCCUAUGCAAGCUUUGGACCUGAGCGGAAACCUCGUCACACGACAAGGACUUAGUGACAUUGCCAACCAUAUCACGUCGUCCACAUGCAGCUCUCCGCGCCGCCGCUGCGCCAAGUCCGGGGAAGUAGAAAGACACAAGUGUUGGAUCGAAGAAGUGAACCUCCGCAGCAAUCAAUUCGAUGCGGCCGAUAUGCGCGACACCCUCGCAAAGCUCCACAUGGCACUGCCCACCGUGUACGCGAACGAAUGGCGGCACAACACACACGACUACCAAUGUUGA
Messenger RNA from Aphanomyces astaci, 1681 nucleotides. RefSeq lists its product as hypothetical. The record is from RefSeq and is a predicted model, not a curated record. Bases 47 to 1681 code for a protein of 544 amino acids. Lineage: Eukaryota; Oomycota; Saprolegniomycetes; Saprolegniales; Verrucalvaceae. Gene Ontology annotation, molecular function: protein binding. The transcript has a single exon.